AUGAAUUGGUUGGAUUUUUUUUGUGUUGCAUGUGUCCAUUCUCCAAUCAAAUGUUUGAAUAGGCAUAAAGCCAAGUAUUUUAUUGCGGAAACAGAUAUAUGUACACAUAUGCCACAAUUUUCUGAAUACGUUAAGCAUUUCGUCGCCUCAAUGCAGAACUAUUGUAAGUCCAAAUUUUGA
Messenger RNA from Acanthoscelides obtectus, 180 nucleotides. NCBI's taxonomy places the organism in Eukaryota, Metazoa, Arthropoda, Insecta, Coleoptera, Chrysomelidae. The record is from the annotation of a GenBank genome assembly.